AAAAACCUAGUUAGUCGUUGUGUAUAGUUGCUUUGAAUUUAUUAUAGAAAAUUAGAAUCUUAAGUUUUCGUCGUAAAAAAAAUGGGAUUAAAUGAAAUGGUUUUGUCUCGGCAGGUGUGGGUGAUAAUAAAUAAUACAAGCCUGAAUAACAUUGUCGUUAUACUUACAGCGGUAAUAUUAUUUUUAGUAGUUCUUUAUUUUAAAAUUGUAAACUGGAGAUAUACAUCAUUGGCAAAACAAAUACCCGGUCCAAAUGGAUAUUUUUUUAUGGAUGGGUUACUUCUUUUACUUGGAGGAUCUGAAAAAAUGUUGAUGAAUAUAUUCAACAUUUCCAGAAAAUACGAGUACACCUUACACAAGUGGUGGGUUUUAAAUAGCUUAGUCGUAUUUCUUAAUAAACCUGAAGAUGUAGAAGCGGUUCUCACUAAUCCUAAUCUGUUCCAAAAAGGUAGAGUUUAUAAUGUGUUAAGCGAAUCAAUUAUGGGCGAUGGAAUAUUUACAAACAGGAUGUUUCAUGAAUGGAAAAUGAACAGAAAAUUGGUAUCUUCGGGGUUUAAGUUUUCGAUGCUUAAAUCGUUCGUACCAAUAUUUUACGAGGAAGCAAAAUUCUUAAGCCAUGUGUUGUACGAGAAACGGGAAAAUAAUACAAAUGAAUGUGAAAUAAGCUGGGCAAUCGGUAUGGCGACAAUGGAGAUGAUCGGAAGAACCGCUUUGGGUGUAAAAUUAAAUGCACAGAAAAACGCAAAGCAUGUAUUUGUGGAGAAUUUACAUGUCAUACUAAAGGUUUGGGAAUACCGAAUAACACACCCGUGGUUUUGGAACAAAAGUCUAUUUCAGUUUUCUUCGCUUAAACGUAAACAUGACAUAAGUCAAAGUAAAAUUUUUAAUUUCAUCGACGAUUUAGUUCAGAGAAAAAAUACAGAAUUGAAGAACAAUAUAAACAAUCAGGAAGAAUAUAACGAUGAAUGUAUUGGCCUUAAAUCUAAAUCGUUUAUUGAGAUAAUGCUCGAGAAUGAAAAUCAGUUGACAUUUAACCAAUUACGGGAUGAAAUAAUUACUGUUAUAAUUGGAGGUCAAGACACAACAGCUAUGACGAACGCAUGUAUAAUAUUUAUGUUGGCUCAUCAUCAGGAUGUACAAAAUAAAGUGUUGGAAGAGUUAUUGACAAUAUUUUCUUCUGGCGAUCCCGAUCGACAACCUACCUAUGAUGAUUUACAAAACAUGGAAUACUUGGAACGUGUAAUCAAAGAAACUAUGCGACAUUUCCCCCCCCUCCCAUUAUUUGGCAGAAACGUAGAAAAGGAAACAAUGAUUGGAGGCUAUUUAAUCCCUGCAGGGUCAACGUUCCUAAUUUUCCCUGCUCUGUUACACUUUAAUGCGCAAAUCUAUCCCGAUCCGGAGAAAUUCAACCCGGACAACUUCUUGCCCGAAGCAUGUCGCAGUCGCCAUCCGUAUUCGUUUCUUCCUUUUAGUGCUGGUUAUAGGAAUUGCCCCGGUUACAAAUAUGCAAUGCUUCAAAUGAAAACAGUCAUCUCAACUCUGAUCCGGUCUUAUCGUUUUCAUCCGUCGGAUAAGUGUCCUAAACCAGAAAAUCUUCGUGUAAUGUUUUCAACGACACUAAAAUUUGUCGACGGGUGUUACGUUAAAAUAGAAGCGAGACCGUAAUCAAUUAUUGAAGCAGAUUUUAGAACCAAAAUU
Messenger RNA from Adelges cooleyi (spruce gall adelgid), 1698 nucleotides. Its product is annotated as cytochrome P450 4C1-like. The transcript is spliced from 8 exons. The record is from RefSeq and is a predicted model, not a curated record. Gene Ontology annotation, molecular function: monooxygenase activity; oxidoreductase activity, acting on paired donors, with incorporation or reduction of molecular oxygen; heme binding. Lineage: Eukaryota; Metazoa; Arthropoda; Insecta; Hemiptera; Adelgidae. Bases 82 to 1665 code for a protein of 527 amino acids.